Molecule: messenger RNA, 1496 nt
Organism: Melitaea cinxia (Glanville fritillary)
Lineage: Eukaryota; Metazoa; Arthropoda; Insecta; Lepidoptera; Nymphalidae
Gene: Hph
Product: egl nine homolog 1
Exons: 7
Coding region: 55-1446 (463 amino acids)
Biological process (GO): peptidyl-proline hydroxylation to 4-hydroxy-L-proline; cellular response to hypoxia
Cellular component (GO): nucleus; cytoplasm
Molecular function (GO): ferrous iron binding; peptidyl-proline 4-dioxygenase activity; L-ascorbic acid binding
Source: RefSeq, a predicted model, not a curated record
CAGUUUGACAGUCGUAAUCGUAAGGGCAAGAGCACGAAAUAAAAAUAUUUCAGAAUGAAUCAAGAAGGCGUACUCGCUUGUUGCGCCGUUUGUAAUCAGCAAACGCAUCGAAGAUGUGGUCGGUGUCUUAAUACUUAUUAUUGUAACACGGAACAUCAAAGACAGGACUGGCGAAGGCAUAAAACUGUAUGUGCACCAAAGUUACAAUCUUCUCAAAAAAAUGAAGGUAUUCAAACAUUUUCUCAUAAGGAUAGCGAAUCAAACUUAGAAGACAGAAAAGAAUUAAAAAUUAGAACUUCAGGCGAUAGCAAUUAUAAAAAAGAAAUCUUAAAAGAGGGUAGUGAAGUAAGACGGUUAAAAAAAUCUAAAAAGAAAACCGUUAAAAAAGAGAGUAGUGACAUUUUAAAUAAAAAUAAAUCCUUAACUGUAGAAAAAAGUACUGUUGAUAAAACUAACGUAAAGGAUAAAAGUGUGAUUUCAAGUGUUGUGUAUAGUAAUAAAGAUAUUGUUAAAAUUAGUGCCAUAACCCAUGAGGGAUCAUCAGAACAGGAGAUACUGAGUGAAAAUGCUCAACAGCUGAGUGGAGUUGACUUUUCUGGUGCAAGUACAUCAAGUAUUUUGAAGGAAAAAAGUGAAACUGAUGUCAAAAUGCCAGUACUACCAAGUGUGCAGCCUGCUAGGAUGAAAGAAUACCCUGAGGCUACACUCAGAAGUAACGGAUCACCCUUUAGCAGUUACUACAUGGACCCGAGUGAUCCAAACUAUGUAGUUUGUCAGAGAGUUAUAAGAGACAUGACGCAGUAUGGUGUGUGUGUGUUGAACAAUUUCCUCGGAAAGGAACGUGGACUGUUAGUUUUAAAUGAAGUUUUAGAAAUGUAUAGAUCGGGUAUAUUCACAGCAGGUCAGCUAGUAUCGAAUUCAGCCAGCACGGAAGCUCAGACGAUACGAAGCGAUCGCAUCACGUGGAUCGAUGGCAAGGAACCCCAUUGCUUUCACAUAGGACAACUCAUCAGUCAAGUUGACAACAUCGUCCUGACAGCGAACAAGAUGGUGAAUAAUGGAAAAAUGGGCAACUACAUCAUUAACGGCAGGACGAAGGCAAUGGUGGCAUGUUAUCCAGGAUCGGGCAGCCAUUACGUGAAGCACGUCGAUAACCCGAACAAAGAUGGCCGCUGCAUAACCGCUAUAUAUUACCUUAAUCUCGACUGGGAUGUCAAACGAUAUGGCGGUUUACUUAGAGUGUUCCCAGAAGGUACGAAUCAAGUGGCAGACAUCGAGCCGAUCUUCGACAGAAUGUUAUUCUUCUGGUCGGACAGAAGAAACCCACAUGAAGUACAGCCAGCAUAUGCAACUAGGUAUGCAAUAACUCUGUGGUAUUUCGAUGCUCAAGAACGAGAAGAAGCAGUUAAAAAGUACAAACGCGGGCAGCCAUCAUCCAGCAAGUGAUGUUUGGUGAGCGCCAGCGUGUGUGUCGCGUGCUGUUAGCGAACUGCAAG